Branchiostoma floridae (Florida lancelet) is the source of this 4170-nucleotide messenger RNA. RefSeq names its product protein artichoke-like. The record is from RefSeq and is a predicted model, not a curated record. NCBI's taxonomy places the organism in Eukaryota, Metazoa, Chordata, Leptocardii, Amphioxiformes, Branchiostomatidae. Gene Ontology annotation, molecular function: protein binding. The transcript has 2 exons. The coding region runs from base 483 to 3785 and encodes 1100 amino acids.
AUCACCCCACCCCAAGACAACAAUGACCUCCCCCUGUUACCCUGUGUGCCCCCUCCCCCCAGGAGGUCCAUAUGGGUUGUGUUACUCCCAGGGUGCCUUGUGUGUGCUGUACAAGAGUUCAUCAGGCAGUGGUUACUCUCAGGGGUCAACACAUGCUACUCAACUCCUUGGUGUGUAUAAAUUAAAUAAAUCCCAAGAAUAUAUAAGAAAGCCUGCAAAACGCCUGGAGGAGAUGGUUAAGACGUUGCUGACAGUACCGAUUAAGAGUCAAGAAACGUGGGUGGUACUCAAAGAACUGGUGACAAAGUGAUGCAACCAUAUCCAUCCUGCAUUUUGACUGGAACAGGAUGCUGGGUGCAGUACUGGUCUGGCCACUAGGGAGGAUUGCUUCUCAGUGAGGAAAACCACCUGUUCAAACAGCACCAAAACUAUUUUGUACCAUAUACAGAAAUUACUAAAAAUUUUGAGGACUUUCCAACAGGAUGUUUCCCUUCCUAUAUCUCACACUCUUCACUUUCAACCAAGUUCCAAAGCUAUCAGCACAAGAAGGAACAUUAGGAGAGUUCUGCCCACUGCUAUGUGACUGUGGGUUAGACAUAGACUCAGAGUGGGGGGAGGGCGCUAGUUGCCAUGGGUGGGGAUUCCUGGACACACCAGAAGACCUCCCCACACAAGCAAGAUGGCUGGAGCUGAUCGGGUUCACCAUGGGAGGAAUACGGUCCGGCGAGCUGCGCGGCUUCCGAAACUUGCGGUACCUGUCGCUGAAGGACAGCGCCAUUUCUGUGAUACAGAAGCGGGGAUUCUACGGCCUGACCAGGCUCAAAGUUCUGGACCUCACCAGAAACUUCCUUGUGAUCAUAGACGAAAUCCUGGGAGACGUCAGAUCACUGCAGGUGCUUCAUCUGCAGUAUAACAGACUCAGAAAUGUGGAAACAGCAUUUCACAAAACCACCAACAUGACCUGGCUUAAUCUGAAAAACAACAGAAUCAGCUCCAUCAAGAUGGCCUUCAGGAAUCUUACUAAGCUUGAGACAUUGUACCUCCGUUACAACAACAUUACAGACCUGGGUACAGCAUUUGCCAACCAGAAGGUGCUGAAGAACUUGGAUUUGGGACACAACCAAAUAAAGACCAUCAAUGCUGAAGCCUUUAAAGGACUAGAACAGUUAGAACAACUGUUUCUGAACAACAAUGAGUUGAGGGUUGUCCACAACAGGGCGUUCAUAUCACUGAGGCAGCUUUGGCGACUGGACCUCAGCAGCAACCAUAUUGUACGAGUGAACGGCCUCUUCCGAGCGAACCAAAAACUUCAGGAGCUGGACUUGGGGAACAAUUACAUCCGUAUAGCCACAAAAGCAUUUCAGGGACUCCACAAACUUGUUGACCUUAACCUUCGGAACAAUCAAAUUCGGACGAUCCGUGACGCGUUCAGAGAUCUGGACAGUACGGAAUCUCUGGAUCUCAGCAAUAAUCAGAUCACUGACAUCCAAGGGUCCCUGAAUUACUUGAUCAACCUGAAGGAACUUCUCCUAGCCAACAACUUGCUGUGGUCCUUAACACGGCAGUUCCGAGGGUUGAACAAGCUGGAAUAUCUCGACCUUCAGAGUAACCAGAUCCAGCAUCUCGGUGAUGCCUUCCGCGACCUUGAGAAUCUAAGAUGGCUGCUCCUACAGAACAACAAGAUCCGGUCCACCGUUUCUGCCUUACAGAGUAUGAGAGAACUUGUGCACCUUGAUCUGAGUCACAACAGCAUUGCACAUCUCAACUACAGCUUACAUCAGAACAAGAAAGUAGAACUGCUGGACCUGAGUCACAACCGCAUCCAGUUCAUCUCCUGGGAACUCAACUACAUGGUGAGGCUCAAGUUUCUCUACCUGCACAGCAACGCGCUGACGUUCCUCAGAAACGGGUUCCACAGCCUCUCAAACCUGAAGACUCUAACCCUGGCUCAUAACCGUAUUUACUCCAUCGAAGACGUGUUUCGGGACCAACAGCAGCUCGAGUCUCUCGAUUUGAGUCGUAACAAGAUCAGGGACAUCCAGAACUCGCUCGACAAACUAUCCAAACUACGCUGGCUGGACCUGGGGCACAAUCGCGUGAGCGUUAUAACCAACGCCUUCUCCAAGCUCGACAACUUAGAGGCUCUCAGUCUAGACCACAACAGGAUCGUCAUGGCGAUCGAUGCCUUCACAAACAACAGGAAGCUCAGGAGACUGGACCUGAGUCACAACCCGCUCGUGUCCAUCAUCAGGCUCUUCACAGAACUCGGCGAGCUGAGAGAGCUCCAUUUGGAACACAACUCCAUACAGAAGAUCAACAACACCUUAACUGGGCUGAAAAACCUGCAGUGGUUGUACCUACAACACAACAAACUGACAACACUUGCUAGGGAACUCAGGAAAGUUCCCAAGCUGCAAGGCUUAGACAUAUCAAAUAACAACAUCUCAUCUCUGGACAGGGAGUUUUCCAGGACUCCACACAUAGUGUCACUGUACGCAGGACACAACAACAUACUGGACAUCACCAGAGCUUUCUCCAACAUGCAGGAAGUGAAGGAAAUCAACCUACAACACAACAGAAUUACAGAAGUGAAGGGAGCCUUUAGCAGGAUAAGUAUGGUAGAGAGGUUGGACUUAAGUCAUAAUAACAUCAGUGAUGCUGAUGACAGCUUUGAUCAGCUGCUAGAGCUAAAAAGUUUAAACCUAAGCAGCAAUAGAAUCAAAAGUGUGAAGUAUGCACUAGACCAGAAUAAACUCCUACAAAAACUAGAUCUCAGCCACAACAAAAUUACUUCCAUCCACUCUUCCUUUGCACACCUCGAGCUGCUGAAAGAACUGUACAUACACCACAACAACAUAGAGUACCUCGACAAGGGCAUCUACAGAAACAAAGAGCUUCAAAUCAUUGAUCUGAGUCACAACAACAUCAGCGACAUCAAGUCAGUGUUCCAGCACCACCCAAAGCUGCGAGAGCUCUACCUCCAACACAACGUCAUACAGAACAUCGGCAAUGCGUUCCUUGAUGACAACCUGAUAUGGCGACUGAACCUGAGCUAUAACAGCAUCGACAGUAUCGGCUGGACCUUCCGAGACUUCCCUCAUCUUUCCGAACUCUACCUCAGCUAUAAUGUCUUAGAUACGGUAGAAGGAGCUUUUGGAUUGUUCAGCAAGAUUUCUGUCUUGUAUCUUGACCACAACCUCAUAGGCCCCAGUGUGAGUGAACUGUAUGUAGAGCUUAAAGACCUCACGAAGCUUGACCUUCGGGACAAUCGCCUGACCACGAUGAGUUACCAGAUCCAGCACUACGGCAAGUUCAACAAGACGUGGCUGGGCGACAACCUCUGGCACUGCGACUGCAACAUGGUGUUCUUCCGCCAGUGGCUGUUGCUAAGAUACGACCGUGAAGAGAUCGACGUUCAAUGUUCAACACCACUGAGGCUACGCGGGAUGAACCUCUGGGAUGUUCCAAGGAUUUUUCUCGGAGAGGAGCCUCCCGUGGUGUCCAUUUACCCCGGGGACUAUUUUGUCAGGAGUGGGUACAGCGUGGUGUACAAGUGCGAGGCUGAGGGCUGCCCGGCUCCGCAGCUCGAGUGGACCAAUCAGGACGGGAUCGUGCUUAACGAGGAAGACGACAGUUCGCGAGUGCGAGUGGGUCCGGGAGCAGACGGAGCGAUGUACCUGCAGAUCAGACCCACGCUAGUCUGGGACACGGGAAACUACACCUGCACUGCUACCAACAAUGGGGGGAACUCUACAGGAACAGUCUUUCUAAGUGUAACACCAUAGUUCUAGAUACAAGACGUAGACCUUUGUACUGUAAUUCUAGAUAUGCUCAGGCCCAAGUAUGCCAUUUUACAUAGCACUUUACCUCUUUAUGAUUGUUUUGUUUUCAUGCACCAUUUUGUAACAAUCACCACCACCGGCCAUGCCAGGAUGAAUAUAUAAAAGCCUCACUUCUGAGCUUUAUGCUCCCCGAGGGGCUUUGCUUAGCACUCCAUAGAUGUAUAUGCUCAAAAGGCUAUACUCACUUGAUCUUAUCUAUAGCUUUUGUGUCUCUCUUUAUAUAUAUCUACUGUAAUGGACAGCAAUUCCACCUGUCUAUUAAAUUUCUAAAACAUGUACAAGAAUAAAAUGUUUGUCUAGUUCCUGUAUGUGGGGCCUCUUGUGUAGA